UUUUAUGAUAUCAAGUAAACAAGCUUUUGUAAAGACCAAGGCUGCUUUCUUACUAAAGGUGAAACCCCAGUUGAAACAGAAAUCAACUUUAACACAGUGCAUUUGUAGACACUUUUCUUCAAAUGGUUCUACUGGAUAUGAGGAUCCAGAGAUCACUCAAAUGUCCAAGGUGUACGAUCAACAAGAUGCAGCAGAGGCUUAUCCUGUUUCAAACUCUAUCAAUGAAAAAGUUCUUAGAGAACUCACAGAACAUCAGAGAAUUGAAGAGCUUAGGAAAGAAUUGGAACCUGUCAAGUUAUUGAAUAUCACCGGAAUCUUCCCUGAAGUGGCUGCUAUUGCUGCUUCAGAGCUUCUUGAAGAUAAAUCUCUUAACGAAGAUGGGUCAAGAUAUAUGAGUAGAAACAGCGAAAUUGAUAGUAACUCAGACCAAUUAUUGAUAAGUGAACAGGAAGCUCAGAAGAUCAUCACUGAGAUGCAAAAAGAGACUAAUGAAUAAUAAGACUUACAUUUCUUCUUAAUAAUCUUUCUUUUAAACUUUGCA
This is a messenger RNA of Moneuplotes crassus, 541 nucleotides long. Lineage: Eukaryota; Ciliophora; Spirotrichea; Euplotida; Euplotidae. The record is from the annotation of a GenBank genome assembly.